UUCAUGAGCGCGCGGUGGCGCCCGUGCUACUCACAAACGUUAAGAAACGUUCAAUUUUACUCCCAAAGUCGCAGCGUCUACGAAGCAAACAAGUUACAUCCAUGUUUUUAAUAAGCCGCGUUGUUAGUGUUGCAUUUUGUACGGAGAAAGUGACGUUUGUCCUCGGUGAAGUUGGUGAGCGAAAACUCAAUUUUGUUAUUUCCGACGAUCAUUGAAGCCAUCCACUGGAGGCGUGUUCACGAACCCACUUUAGUGUGUGUGCGUUUGUGUCACAUGAGCAACAAGCGACUUUGUUCCACUUUUCAUUCUUCACUUUUCACCGGCAGCACGUCGCUUUUGUCGGCUCGCUUUGAGUCGUUGUCAUCGUAUCAAAGCGCGAUGCUCUGCUCAGCGAGCUAAUGCUAAUGCUAAGCUAGCCCUCAGCGUCCAGCGCCGUUCAGGCGGCGAAAGUAGCCGAGCGACAGCGUCUUCUUUCGGCCGCGCCACAUGGAGAAGCGCGGCCGCCUGGCGGAGCUCUUCCGCUUCCUGCAGGACCCCCACCUCGUCGCCCGCUUCCAGCACUUGUGCGGGGUACGAGGCACCUUUUCUAGUCGGGCUCUCCACCACCAGCCGGGCGCGGCGGCGGCGGCGGGGGUCCGGGACAGGGGAGCGGAGGGGGAACUCGACGGGAGCGAGGGGCACAUUAGGACCGAAAGGACGAGCAAGCCGCUCCGCCGGAACUCCCUGACGGGCGACGCGGGCCAAGAGUUCGUGGUGGAGAACCGCUUCCUGUACUACUUGUUCACGUUCGGAACCGAGCUGGGCAACGAGCUGUUCUACAUCACCUUCUUCCCCUUCCUGCUGUGGAACGUGGACGCCCUGGUGAGCCGGCGGCUCAUCAUGGUGUGGGUGUGGGUCAUGUACGUGGGCCAGUGCACCAAGGACCUGCUCGGCUGGGCCCGGCCCGCCUCGCCGCCCGUCGUCAAGGUGGAAGUGUUCUACAACUCCGAGUACAGCAUGCCCUCCACGCACGCCAUGUCCGGCACCGCCAUCCCCUUCGCGCUCUUCUUCCUCACCUGCGGACGCUGGCAGUACUCGUCGACGUUGGGCUUGGUGUUGGCGCUGUGCUGGUGUCUGCUGGUCUGCGUCAGCCGGAUCUACAUGGGCAUGCACUCGCUUCUGGAUGUGAUGGCGGGUGUGGUGUACAGUGCGCUCAUCCUGCUCUUCCUGCUGCCGGCGUUGGACGCCAUCGACGACUUCGUGCUGACCGGCGCGUACGCGCCGGCCGCCGUGGCCGCCGUCCACGCGGGCCUGGGCCUGCUGUGCUUCACGCUGGACGCCUGGAGCACGUCCCGCGCCGACACGGCGCAGAUCUUGGGCUCGGGCGCCGGUGUGGCGCUGGGCUCGCGCGUCAACCGCGUGCUGGGCCUGCUGCCCGACCCCCCGCUAGAGCAUCUGCCCCUGGCGCCGCCCGCGCUGGGCGCCGGCCCGCUUGUCGCGGCGGCGCUGCGCUGGGCGGCGGGCGUCCUGGUCCUGGUGGCCACGCGGGCGCUGAUGAAGGCGCUGACCAUCCCCCUGCUGUGCCGUGUGCUGGCCGUGCACGAGGGCGACGUGCGGCGGGCGCGGCGGCACGCCGAGGUGGAGCUGCCCUAUCGCUACGUGGUCUAUGGCGCCGUGGGCUUCAACGUGCUCUUCCUGGCGCCGCUCCUCUUCCGCGCGCUGCAUCUUUCUUGAUGCCCGAUGUCACGACCGCGCCGCUGCGGCCGCUCGAUGACUUUUUGUUCGGCGUUUAUACUGCACCUCGCCGACUGUUUGUGGGCGGCGCGGCGGACGAGCGGCUGGCGCGUCUUCUUGGCGGUGGGGAAGUUCGGCGUUCCAAUCUGGGCUCCGGCCUUCCUGUGGGGGGUUGCCAUGCUUGCUGGCAUACCCGCAGAAAAAACACCCAAGAACCCGAACACCGUAUGUUUUAUGCGCGCGCGUGUGUGUUUUUUAGUGUGUUUGUGUGUGUUUGCGUUCACACUUCCUCCCACAUUCCAAAAACAUUUAGUUAGCGUGUCGGCUCGAUCGACGACUCUUAAGUUGUCUUCAAUGUGGAUGUGAAUGCGGGUUUGUCGAUAUGUGCCCUGUGAUCGGCCGAGGAGAAAGAUGAAACGUGAGUUCGAGAUGGGCGAAGGGUGGGGGGGGGGGGGGGGGGGGGGCUGCAAGGUAAAAGGGACUCUCGUGAACUGGCUUUUCUUGGGCUACGCCGCCCUUCUCCCACAUUCCAGAAACGUGUUAGCUUCAUGGACGACAAAUAAAUUGUCCUCAGGUGCGUUUGAAGUUCCAACGGACGGACGGACGGACGGAUGUUUGCGUCAUCAGGAAGUGACAUCGCUGUGGUAAUUGUGUGGCACAUAAAAACGAGGAUGUUCAAAAACGUUUGUUUUUAAACACUGUAAAAAAUCACAUCCUUGCGCUUUCUGCUCGGUCACGAUUGGAUGAAGAAGAAAAAAAGACGACAACAAACUGUUUUGUUCUUCAAGUUUUCAACGUCAGCGCCUGCUAGUGACGACGAAGACUGUCGGAUGUUUCUAAUAAAUGUUUCGCUCGUUGAUUUCUCCAUUUGACACCAAACUAGCAGCAGAAAUACUCGAGUACUACGAAAAAGUCAAGUACUCCGAAAUGUUGGUCAGAAUGGCAGCCUGCGAAUGGUCAGCUGGCGAGAGUGGGCGUCACCCUGUCGCUUUUCCGGUUCACUUCCUGUGACCUUGCGGGUUCGACGGCUGCGAGCUUUCGGACCCGAAAAUUUCCUAAAUCCGUGAAAGCAAAAACUUGAGAAAGUCGACACACAGCCGUCGUCGUUCAAGUCCCUCUAAAAUGAAACGGAAUAUGUCCUGUAAAUUUGAGAGUGUCGUUGACAACUCCUCCAAAUUUGAACCAAAACCUUGAUAAAAUGAGAUUUCAAAAUGGUGAAAAAUGUUCUCUCCGCUCUCACCAGCUGCGGGUGUGUCCGUGCUGAAACCACGCUGCGCUCAACUGUCAAUCAAAUACCGCCCAAACUUCUUCGUUAGAGCCUGCAAAAUAAAUCCGCGGAAAGACUCGGGUCUCUGGAUUUGAUCCCGGCGGGUCGUUUCCACGCCGCUCUGAAGUGGCUACGUCUGUAGGGGCGAUGCACUUUCAGCGCAUACGCAUCGCUGGCUAAGAUAAUCAAUCGAAUGCUAAUGCGAAGAAAGGCGCUCGAGUUGUUACAUGCGUGGGAUUCGCGCCGGACGACAAACUUGCGUGAUUGAGUGGCCAAAAACACAAAAGUGAAAUGGUUUAAUGCUACAUCUCCGCAAUUCGGCGGUUGUCCGUCUUCGUAGACAUUUUCAACAAUCGGCUCCAUGCGGAAGGUCACGUGACCGAACCUGGACGUCCCGUGUAGGCUCCGCUCACCAGCUAAACUUGGUUUGAAGGCCAAAAAAAAUGGUUCUUUAUGACUGCCGCUUUGGGACAAAAGGCAAAUACAUGUAUAUUUUCUAUCCAAAUAUAUGAUAUACGUGAACAUGGACGAAGACUAAACAUGGGAUCUUGUCAUCUUUGGUGGCUCUGGUGACAUCUUGUGUUCUAAAAAAAACCUUGGAGCUGUUUAAAGUCCCUACGCGUGCUUUGAUCCGGUCUCCUUCGCCAGGAAUGCGUUAGUAGCUUGCGCGUUGACCAUAUUUCCUUCAAACCUAGAAUGGCUUAAGAAACAAAUCUGGGAGUUCACUUUACAGGGUCUUUAACAGUGAUGUCAUAGUCGAAAGUGUAAAAAGAAGUCAACAAUCUGAAUACAAGUUAUUUUUCAAUGCAUCUUUUUCAAUUUCAUUCAGCUGAUUUGGAGGGUCAUUGUUUUUUUUUGUUUUUUUUUUUUGCUUUUGAUAAACUUCAAAAUUUUAAUGUCAACUUUUUUUGUAGCAACUGAAAGAAAUUUUAAUAAAGAAUACCAAUAAAACAAGAAGAACUCA
This is a messenger RNA of Phyllopteryx taeniolatus (common seadragon), 3944 nucleotides long. RefSeq names its product sphingosine-1-phosphate phosphatase 1b (gene sgpp1b). Gene Ontology annotation, molecular function: sphingosine-1-phosphate phosphatase activity. Bases 487 to 1713 code for a protein of 408 amino acids. The record is from RefSeq and is a predicted model, not a curated record. Lineage: Eukaryota; Metazoa; Chordata; Actinopteri; Syngnathiformes; Syngnathidae. Gene Ontology annotation, biological process: phospholipid dephosphorylation; sphingosine metabolic process. The transcript has 3 exons. Gene Ontology annotation, cellular component: endoplasmic reticulum membrane.